AUGAAUCUAUCGAUUGCACAACAAAGGCUCCCUCAGCUGCUCCGCGCCGAUCCCGGCCAGGAGGUAAAUAGCAGAGCGCGUUGCAAGAUUGAACACAGCAUCCCCGUUGUCGACAAUAGCGAGGACCCAUCCAACAAUGCCUCACCAGAACCGGCAUUACCCCCAGCGAAGAGACCGAAGGCAGCACUAUGCAAGACGAGACCAUUUCCAGCUGCAGUGCCAGACUCGGAAGACGAGGACUCUGCGAGCGAAGCGAAGAGACCAAAUUCAGCACGAGCCACGACGAGACCUGAGCCAGCCGCAGUGCUAGACUCAGAAGACGAGGACUCUGCGGGCGAAGAAGAUGAAGAGCAGGACGUCGAAGAGCAGGAGGUUGCUGAUUUCGACGACUCAAUCAAUGUUGCCGAGUCCGAUAGGCAGCUCCUCGACCAAGGUCGAGCGCUAUUGCAGAAGAGGACUGAAAGGCUAAUCUAUACCGACCGUAACCUCAGCUACUUGCGGAAGGUAGAAAUUAGCCUUGAAGUACUCCAUGCCAGUGAACACCGCAUGCCACAGAAGCAGGACCAGCAACCGUCGAUCCCGACGUUCGCUACGAUCUUCAACCAGCCGCCUGAGAAUGGCAGCGCGCAAUAUGAGAUCAAGUACAACGGCCGCAAGCCAUACAACAUGAUGUCUCGAUCUUCAAAACCAGGACGCCUCGUCUAUUGCUUCCUCGUAGGCUCGGAUGGAAAAGAUGUCAAGUGCUACUUCAAGAACCAGGCUAACAUCACAUUCACGGACUGGCACAGCACCGACUUGGAAGGCCUCAUGAAGCUGAUGUGCAAUUUCUACAAUGCCUGGCCAGAAGCAGCGGCUUUCGAUGAUAAUUUCAAGCGAAACGUCGUCAGAGCUGCGGUCGGUGUGUAUAAACCACAGAGUCCUCAGAUUAAGAUGCCCAAUCGGACGAAGAACCAUGGAUUCACAAUCAACAUACCGGACUAUGACACCGACCAUGAGGAGAUCAGAGAGUUCAAUCGCUACACAUAUACUCUUGUCUCGAUGGACUGUACUUUGCCCAAUCUUCCACAAGACGCCGAGCUCUAUACGAAGGCCCCCAGAUGGCGACACUAUUGUCAUCAGACGAGGCGCGGAUGGAUGGCACGAAUCGAUUCUGCCUACGGAUGGCGGCAUCUUCAAGGACCAUGCCUUGACUUGACACGGCGAUAUGGCAGCCACAACGAAGGAAGCGCUCCUUGCUCGUGA
Fulvia fulva is the source of this 1242-nucleotide messenger RNA. RefSeq lists its product as uncharacterized. Bases 1 to 1242 code for a protein of 413 amino acids. The transcript is spliced from 2 exons. NCBI's taxonomy places the organism in Eukaryota, Fungi, Ascomycota, Dothideomycetes, Mycosphaerellales, Mycosphaerellaceae. The record is from RefSeq and is a predicted model, not a curated record.